This is a messenger RNA of Nicotiana attenuata, 2394 nucleotides long. Its product is annotated as serine/threonine protein phosphatase 2A 57 kDa regulatory subunit B' beta isoform-like. Bases 477 to 1904 code for a protein of 475 amino acids. Gene Ontology annotation, biological process: signal transduction. NCBI's taxonomy places the organism in Eukaryota, Viridiplantae, Streptophyta, Magnoliopsida, Solanales, Solanaceae. The transcript has 2 exons. The record is from RefSeq and is a predicted model, not a curated record. Gene Ontology annotation, cellular component: protein phosphatase type 2A complex. Gene Ontology annotation, molecular function: protein phosphatase regulator activity.
AAAAUAUACCAGCACAUUCACACUCAAAAACUCAAAAAGCACAAAUGUUCUCUUCUUCAUCCCUCUCUUCUCGGAUCUCUCAGUUUCCUCAAUCCAAUACUAUGCAGGUACCUCUUUGCACUUCCCUCUUUAUUCCCUGAUAUCAAAAUCAAAUCUUUCCCCCACUUACACUUUUAAUAUGUCUUUUUUCAUUAACCAUUUCACUUUCUGUUGAUUGGUUCUUGCUUUUUUAGCCCCCCCUCUGGCAUGGAUUGUUAAAAAGAUUUAAUUUUUGAUUUGGGAUUUCAGAUUCUUGCAGUAAAUUAGAUUUCUUGAAUACCCUUUUGAGGAAUUUGUAUUGAAGUUUAAUAAAAUGAUUCCUUUUUAUUGAUUUGGUAGGGAUUUGUUUGAUUUAAUCAUUCUUGUGAAAGAGGUGUAGAAAAUAAUUGUGAAUUAGCAGAACCCCAUUUAGUAUUCUGUUGAAAUAGGUUAGAGUUAUGUUUAAGAUAAUAAAAAGAGGGAAGAAAAGCUCGAAAGGGGAUGCUGUGGAGCCUCCAAUACCAACCUCAUUGCCUAAUGUGACUGCUGAUCACGCUUCGCGGAUAGCAACAUCCGCUGUGACAUCACAGCCUGUUACUUUGGCAAAUGCCACACCAGAUCCUAGUGUGGUUGAAGUCUUGCCCUUAUUGAAGGAGGUUGCACUUUCCGACCGCCAUGUUUUGUUCAUCCGGAAGCUCCAAAUUUGCUGUGUGCAAUUUGACUUCUCGGAUACGGUGAAGUGUGCUAGACAAAAGGAGAUCAAGAGGCAAACACUCACUGAGCUUAUUGAUUUAGUUCAAUCGGGCUCGUGUAAAAUGAAUGAAAUAAUGCAGGAAGAGUUAGUUAGGAUGAUAUCCACCAAUCUUUUCCGGUGUCUGCCUCCUGCUUCGCAUGAGAAUACUGGGUCAGAAGGUGUUGAGGAAGAGGAUGAAAUGUAUCUUGAUCCGUCAUGGCCUCAUUUGCAACUAGUGUAUGAGUUACUUUUAAGGUAUGUGAUGUCGUCCGAAAUGGAUACCAAGGUUGCCAAGCGAUAUCUUGACCACUCGUUUGUGCUGAAACUGCUCGACUUGUUUGAUUCAGAGGAUCCUAGAGAGCGGGAGUAUUUGAAGACUAUUCUUCACCGCAUAUAUGGGAAAUUCAUGGUUCAUCGCCCGUUUAUAAGGAACGCGAUAAACAAUGUAUUCUACAGGUUUAUAUUUGAGACGGAGAGGCAUAAUGGUAUCGGUGAGCUGCUAGAGAUUCUGGGAAGUGUAAUAAAUGGGUUUGCCCUGCCAAUGAAAGAAGAGCAUAAGUUGUUUCUUGUUCGGGCGCUUAUUCCUCUCCACAAGCCUAAAUGUGUUUCUGCAUAUCACCAUCAGCUGUCCUACUGCAUUGCUCAGUUUGUUGAGAAAGAUUACAGAUUGGCAGAUAUCGUCAUCAGAGGGCUGCUAAAAUACUGGCCAAUUACUAAUUGCGGAAAGGAGGUUCUCUUUCUUAAUGAACUAGAAGAAGUACUGGAAGGUACACAGCCAGCUGAAUUUCAGCGUUGUUUGGUUCCUCUUUUCAAGCAACUUGGACGAAGCAUCAAUAGUCCCCAUUUUCAGGUUGCUGAGAGAGCUCUUUUCUUAUGGAACAAUGAGCAUAUAGUAGACUUGAUCGCGCAGAAUCGACGUGCAAUUUUGCCAAUUAUCUUUGAGCCAUUAGAAAGAAAUAUGUUUGGUCACUGGAAUCAGGCAGUCCACGGGCUGACCUCCAAUGUCCGGAGAAUGUUCUUGGAGAUGGAUUCAGAACUUUUCGAAGAGUGUGAAAAGCAACACAAUGAAAGAGCAGCCGGUGCCAGCGGAGUUGUGGAGCAGCGCGAGCUGACUUGGAAGAAAUUGGAAGAAGCUGCGGAGCUGAUCAGGUAGAACACGUUGGAACAGCUUAUCAAUUCCAGCUGAGCUCUGUGCGAGUAGUACUCCUUUCUCUCAUUAACCAGAAUGCUUACAACGUCAAACAAUGCACGGUGAUGGUUUUUGACUUUGCAAACUGAAGCUGAUUUGCUCCGAGUUGUUUUUCCAUGCUUCCAACUGCUUUUCUAUAAUUUGAGCGAGGCAGGCUGAAGGUAUGGACAUUGUGUUAUCGUUCCUUGGCAGAUAUAUUGUGGAAGUUUUGUUUAUUUUAGCUAUUCAAAGACAAUUAUUCUUUAGCAUUUUAGCACUAACCAAUAAUCAAACUUCUGGUCUUUGUGAUCACCCCCCCUCCCCCCAACCCCUUCCCUCCCACUACCUUAUUCUAGGACAUGGAAACAGAAAAAGAAAUUUAUUAUUCCAUGGUUUCUUUAUUGCGCUUGUAUUUUGUUGGAAGUACGUUUUGAUAGUGAGAAUCUGCUAAUUGACUGUUUUUUUCUUCUUGUUC